This is a messenger RNA of Mauremys reevesii (Reeves's turtle), 6219 nucleotides long. RefSeq names its product Fas apoptotic inhibitory molecule 2 (gene FAIM2). Gene Ontology annotation, cellular component: endoplasmic reticulum; membrane; Golgi apparatus. The transcript has 12 exons. The coding region runs from base 201 to 1136 and encodes 311 amino acids. Gene Ontology annotation, biological process: negative regulation of apoptotic signaling pathway. The record is from RefSeq and is a predicted model, not a curated record. Lineage: Eukaryota; Metazoa; Chordata; Testudines; Geoemydidae.
UCGUGGAUGUUGCUGGAACGUAAGAGCAUCAGCACAGGCUGCAGAGGCUGGCUUGACUGCAGCGGCGCAAACCUCUCACCAGGCGGGCACAAGAGAGGCAAGAGGCGUUCUCUCUGCUGCUGCUGCUCCUAGUGCUCUGCACAAGUGUCGGUGCACAGCUGUCGGUGUCCCAAGCAGGAGAGCAUCACCCGUGAGGCACGAUGACCCAAGGGAAGCUCUCUGUGAAUAACAAGCCUCCUAACUCCGAGGGACAGGGAGAGAAAAAGGACAAUGCGACCGCCCCAUCGGCACCCCCGACGUAUGAGGAAGCAACUUCAGGGGAAGGGAUGAAAACGGAGGCGUUCUCCCCUCCACCGUCUGUGCCCCUCCACCCCAGCUGGGCUUACGUGGACCCCAGUGCCAGCCCAAACUACGGCAGUGGAGGGUACCCCGGGGACACGGAGCUACUCACGACCUUCAACUGGGAUGACAAAAACGUGCGCAGAGUGUUCGUCAGAAAGGUCUAUGCCAUUCUUAUGCUCCAGCUGUCUGUCACUGUCAGCAUUGUGGCUCUCUUCACCUUCUGUGAGCCAGUCAAAGGUUACGUCCAGUCAAACCCAGCCUGGUACUGGGCUUCCUAUGCCGUGUUCUUUGUGACAUACUUGAUCCUGGCUUGCUGCUCCGGACCCAGGAGGUAUUUUCCAUGGAACCUGAUCCUCUUGAGUAUCUUUACUCUCUCCAUGUCCUAUCUCACUGGAAUGCUCUCCAGCUAUUACAACACCACGUCGGUUCUCUUGUGCCUGGGGAUCACAGCCUUGGUGUGUCUUUCCGUCACCAUCUUCAGCUUCCAGACCAAGUUUGACUUCACCUCCUGCCAGGGCGUCCUCUUCGUCAUGCUCAUGGUGCUGCUCUUCAGCGGGAUCAUCCUGGCCAUUCUCCUCCCCUUCCAAUACGUGCCGUGGCUCCAUGCCAUAUAUGCCGUGCUGGGUGCGAUUGUCUUUACUAUGUUCCUGGCAUUCGACACGCAGCUGCUGAUGGGGAACCGCCGGUACUCACUGAGCCCAGAGGAAUACAUCUUCGGAGCCCUCAAUAUCUACCUGGACGUCGUCUACAUCUUCUCCUUCUUCCUCCAGCUCUUCGGCUCCAGCCGGGAGUAAGCGCAGUGAGAAAGCGUCUGUCCUCGCCCGGCGAAACAGAAAAAUGUUAAAAAACAAAACAAAACAAAACAAAAAAAAGAGGGGGAAAAUAUAGCCAACCUUUCUGGUCCCUUUGCCAGCUCCAUUCCAUCUACUGAGCAACCCCCCUGGUUCCUUCUGCAGCUUGUACAUAUGCUGUUAACCCUUUGUGACCCAGAAAGCAAACUGGGGUGGAAAUGCUAGGCGCCCUCCCACCCCCUGAAAUCAAACCAGAGCUGGGUCGGUAGUGCCGGCGGGGCAGCAGGCUGGGCUCUCGCAUUUGCAGAGGUCACUAGGGUUCCCCAUCUGGCUUCGGCACAUUAUUGCAUGUAGGUACGUUACCGUGUGUGCUACUGAGGGGUUUGGAGAGGGUCCCAUAUGAGGAAAGAUUAAAGAGGCUAGGACUCUUCAGCUUGGAAAAGAGGAGACUAAGGGGGGAUAUGAUAGAGAUCUAUAAAAUCAUGAGUGAUGUGGAGAAAGUGGAUAAGGAAGCGAAUGGCGCCUCUUUGCAAUCUCGCUAGCAGACCUGGUGCGAGAAGAGCGGCUCUCCAUCAGGGGCAGCCCCCUAAGAGACAUCCCCAGCACCCUCCAGGCCUUCCUGUGUCUCCUUUCUACCAGACCACAAAACUGAGAGCACCCUUUCCUCCCAUAAUGCCUCCCAGGCCAGGCUGAUCACUGAUGUGGGACUCACCUACCCAGCCAGCUGCCUCAGGGGAUGAGUAGACUGGAGCUGUCUAAGGUAUGGGCCCCAGGCAGGAUUGCAAACAGGUGUCAAGGGGUCAUGAUACCAGCCUGCCCUUUCCAUAUCACUAAAUGUGGAGGGAGGGUAGGUCCCAACUAGAUGAGUCCCAGGAUGGAGAAGAUUGAGAAGCACCAGCCUAUGCAAAGCCAGGAUCCCUGUGUCCAGGGGGAAGAUGGUGAGAUUGGACAAAGACCCUAGGGGCUCAUAUGGACUCAUUAGUGUCCUACAGUAAUGGCUUCGAACUCUAGAUGCUCCAUCGUGCAGUGCGUCCGGGGUCACCACCAUCACAAAUGCAGUUGUAUUGCUUGGUGAGCAUGCCCAGCUUGGAAGGGCAGAGAGGUGUCUGCACCACACCCCGGUGGUACUGCCCGGAUGCCCCCUAUGCAUGCUCCCCAGCUGCAGAUUGGACAGCGGGCGCUGGAGAGAUCUUUCUAACCACUGGAGAGCGUCACAUCCACCAGCAGGGUUGGGUGGCAUUAAUGCUGUUGAACAAGCUUCCCUGACGCCGCCCUCCUCCAUCGCAGCAAUGCAGCAGAAGGCUCCUCCUCUUGAGGCGACUUCUGAGAUGCUGAAACUACGGAACUUGUAAACACUGACAUCACGUGAGUCACCCAAGAACAGGGUGCCAGCUGCAGGCACCCUAAAGGUGGAUCUCCAUGCAAUUGCCAGGCCUGCUACCUGUCAGCUGGCACGAAGAACCAGGUGUUUCUCGCACUACCCUUUGCUGGUGAGCAGAUGUUUCAUCACCUCUCCACGGAAGGCACUUAGUACUCAAGAAAAAAUAGCUGACCUGCGGCCUGCCGCCAAGGAGGCAGAGUCUGAUCAGAUUAGCAGGGACAGAACCAAACGGAGGAGGAGCUGUGCUGCAGUUGGACAAAAUACCGACAUCCCCAUUUUAAAAAGUCCAUUCUACCAACAUGAAUAACGUGGCAGAGGAGCUGAUCUAGGGUUAUCCUGCCCCAUUGUUGCACCUUCAGGGGAACCCAAUGCAGUUUUGAAGAAGGAAACUGGGGACUACACCCAGGAGUACCCAAGAAAUACCCACAUCAUUUAGUGAGGGCUACCCAGGUGGCAUUCCGAGAAACCCCUUGGAAUAGAGUGCCAGGUCUUAGUGCCCUGUGCCAGGUUGUAGGACCCUGAGGACAAAAAAGAGCUGUCUUGCUGACUCAUCCUGGCAGCCAGAUCAGGUGGAUCCUAUGAGCACCAACCCAGGAUAUAAAAGGGAUUUUCAAGUGUCUCCCUGAGACAGAGAAAGCACUAGGGUCAGGGACAGAGGCGGUCCUUCCGGGAGCAGUCGCAGAAACAGCAAAAUUCAGGCGCAAGCUCCGGUGACGAGUUUCUAUUUAUUGCUAUUGAACUUAACAGUAAAGGGGGCCCUAGGAAAAAGGGUAAGUUUGGACUCAAGCCUGGGUGUGUGAGGAGAAAAGGGGGAAUGCCCCUGCCGCUGACACAGAGUGGCAGCCCGAGAAAUGCCCACUAUCCGGAUGGAUUGCUGAGGAGCACCCACGAACCGCCCAGGCGGGGCUCUCUCCCGCAGAACUACCCUGCGCUCAGGCUAUGAAAGGCCAGGUAGUGAAAGCAGCCCCUUUGCUAUUCAACUAUUCAAGCCCUCAUUUUCAGCUCCCCUGCCCUCCAAGCGGAGCCAGCUUUGUGGAUGCCUCCGAGUGCACCAGUAUCUUUCCAUCUUCGCCCUGUUAAUAUCCCCCAUUUGGAAAUCAACCGGCUAAUUAACUGCAGGGCCCCAGGCUGAGAUAAGAUAAGAGGCAUUUAACUCUUAUUUAAAAGGCGAUCCUUCCCCCUGAUAGGGCCCUUUAUCUGAAAUCUCCCUGGGAAGACCAGGGCAUGUGCGUCAGCGGGUUGCUUCUAGCCAUUCCAACCCGCUGGAGGGGGAACCCGUGCCAAGCUCUCCAUACUGUACAUUCUUUCUCCGCUGCUCUCCGGCUUCCCAGGCGCGCACACGCCUUCCGCACGUGCCUCGGCCCCACGCUGAGCAAAGCAGAGGAAAGUUACUGUGCCCAGGGUUGUAGGAAGUAAAUCUCGGGCUCCUUUCCCGCGCCGCUGCUGAUCUCCCGUGUUCAGAGAUAAUCCUGCUCUUCCCACACCCCCUUUCCCUUCCUGAUCCAACUGCAUCACUUUUGUAUGCAUCCGGGACACGGCGUGGGCACUCAGAGACCAGGGGGAUGGGCGUCUGUGGAAGGCCCCAUCGAGAGGGACUUGGCGAUGCUGCAAAGGACAGCCCCUCUGAACUUCGCAGCGGGAAUGGGGGAGAGUUGAUGGUGUCGUUCUGGAUUUACACCAGUGGUGGCAGAAAACAGGCUUUGGCCCCUCUGGGUUGUAUGGCGACAUAUCUAGUGUACUCUGCAUCUGCAAGUGUAGCCAUGCCUUGAGUGCAGGGGGCUGGAUCAGAUGAUCUCUCGAGGUCCUUUCCAGUUCUAUGAUUCUAUGUCAGUUGGAGGUGUGGUUGCAGCUCGGGUAGGCAUACCUCUGCUGGCUUGAUUCCCUUGCUUCCCUGGGGAGAUCAAAACAGCAGAAGAGAUCAAGUGCUGGCUGCAGAAGCUUUCCAAGCCGGGACCCAGUUCACCGUGGCCCUGCGUCAUGAGUCUUCAUUUACAUCAGUGCAAAGUGGGCACGAAACACAGGUGUAAAUGGUGACACGUGGUGCUGGUUUAGCAGAGAAGCAGGCCUGAAUGCUACGAGGUGAAAGGAGACAGUUGGGUACAUACCAGUCCUGGCACAAUUUGCUUCUCAACAUAUUUGCCCUGCCUGUCUCCUCAAGAAUGAGUUCUUACAAAAGACAACCCCUAAUCCACGGAUUCAUUUAUUUAUGAAAUUCCUAUGGCUUGCAAACAAAGCAAAUAGGCUGUUAUAUAUUGUUGCAAAUCCAUGAUCACAUUGGCUCUUCCUAGAUGUUGCUGCACUGCACACAGUGGCCAUUUAGAACUUCACGGCGACAGUAGGGAUAGAACAUGGAUCUUUCUAGUCCAAAAGCCCAACCUCCUGGGCUAAAGGAGAAUCUCCAUUAGCUGCUGGCAGUAUAGGACCUAUGAUACACAGUUGAAUUCUGUUUCUAUCUUGUAGAGUGAGGUGGUGCACAUAUAUAUUAGCUGGGUCAGUGCAAUAUCUUGCACAGGAUACUGCAACCCUUAAAACAAUACAGAGAGGAGGGUGGAGGAAGGGAAAUAAGUGCCCUGACCAAGAAAAUUAUUGAGCACUUGGAAACAGGGGACAGAUGCAAUUGCAGGGGAGAAAUUGUCUGGAUACCCCCCUCACCCAUUCCCUAGUCAAACCCUCACUGCAAGGAUCUUAGCAUAAACUGAAAUCACAGUUUCCCUCGUUAUCUACCCCCAGAGAGCUACUGCAGAGCAGGGCAAAUGCUUCCCUCUGCACCUACGCCAGGGCUGAUUUUUAAGGCUUUAGCAGCCUCCUGAGUUGCAGUCUUCCAGCCCGAGAAGGACCCGGAUCUGGAUACUUCAGGGAAAAGUCCAGCUCCAGGUCCAAACUUUGCAGCUGCCUCCUGCCUCUACAAUGGGUAGAAUCGGAAUCCAAAUGCCUCCUGGAUUUGGGGAGAAAUUUGGAUCUGGCUCCAGGUCCAAUCUUUGCCCCCUCUCCCUACAAGCGGCUUGAUCCGAAUGCCAGGUAUACUUUGGGAGAAGUCCAGAUCCGGAUCCCCACUUGGCCAUAUCUCUUCUGCAGCGUGGAGUGAUUCGCCUUUCACUACCGAGGCCUGAGCUGCAGCUUCUGCUCCGGGUCCCCCUGUUUUCCAGUGGAAAACACCUGCAUGGCACCUGCUAGUCUCUCUCCAGGGGAAAACAAUGAAACCAAACUAGCUUGCUGCCCCUUUGUGUUCCUUGGUGGAAUUGCAGGGGCUCCCAUCCUUGCAUGUCCUGUCUGUUCGGUCGCUGCUGCUGCUUCUUAGCCUCCUUUGUGGGUUGCAGCCGAUCCAGUUCUCCAAGCAAGGGCCCGAUCCUGUUCCCCGUUGAAGCCAGCAGCAAAAGUCCCCGGUGCUCGGAUACAACAGGGAUGAGGGAGGCGUUAGCACUGAGCGAGACGAAGCCUCUGUUGGUUUCAGUGAUGCAGGAGAGGGGCCCUCAGGGGGACCCCUCAGAGGGCGAGGGCUGGGUUUUCCCUAGGUGGGCUCGGGUGAGGCGGGAUUGUUUGUCUCCAUCCGCACAGCUCCCCUUGCUAUGUCCUUGUGCUCUAUCCUCGGAAUCCCAGCUCCCCCUGUGACCAGCGCACUCCUCCCUCCUUCCAUUCCUUUGAUUUCCUUGUAAAUAAAAUUUUGUAUUUUCUCUGGACAUUGCUAAUAAAUUGUUGCAAAACUGG